AUGUGUUCACGCAAUCGGAUGUGCAUCUCAAGCUUUAAUGAUGAUUUCUCCUUGCUGAAUUCGCUGCCUGGCGGCACUGAUGUCCGAGUCAGGAGCCGAGGGCCUACACUAGUCGUGCAUGCCAGCGGGCCCGAGUGCAGCCGGUGUAAAGAGUCGGGCUGUGCCUGCAGCUGCGGCCAGACACAGGGCCUGUCCACCAAGUGGAAAGGCGCCAGCUGGUCGCAAGAAUGCGGCUUCUCCAGUUGGUGCCUCACCUCCGCCAUGGGCAACUCAUGGGCCCGAGGUGAUGGAGAGAUUGCCACCAAGAAAGCUGGCAGCCAAACCGCAUUCUGUUCAAUUCCGUGGGACAGAAUCUUUGGCAUCGAUGCAUUUGAUCGACCAGGAGCAAGCAGCAAAUGCCCGCCUAUCCCAAAAGCUGAAUGCAGGCAUCCUGGCAGACCAAGUCCGGCGUUUGCCAGCAGUGAGCGAGGAUCAUUUGUCGCUGGCAAGUGGUGGGCAUGA
Messenger RNA from Durusdinium trenchii, 501 nucleotides. The record is from the annotation of a GenBank genome assembly. NCBI's taxonomy places the organism in Eukaryota, Dinophyceae, Suessiales, Symbiodiniaceae.